Messenger RNA from Aspergillus lentulus, 1173 nucleotides. RefSeq lists its product as uncharacterized. The record is from RefSeq and is a predicted model, not a curated record. NCBI's taxonomy places the organism in Eukaryota, Fungi, Ascomycota, Eurotiomycetes, Eurotiales, Aspergillaceae.
AUGCAAUCUACGUCAAACCUCAGUCCCGUCAAGGACGGUAGACGCAUCCUUGGCGACAAGACACCCAACGCGUGUCUGUCUCCCGCACGCAGUAAACACCUGGAUGUCGUCUCAGACAUUUCACCGGUUAAACGCUCUCUCUAUGAGAACCACUCUCCCAAGAAACUGCUUCCUUCACCGUCGUUUGUGGGCCAGAAGCGUACGAUCGACCAAGUGGAGGAUGACUCCCGAAUAAACAAACAGAACGUGCAGGUCCAACGUGUCGAACAGGUGCAGGGAAACCAUGAACGCAACCUGCAGGAUAAAGGCAUCACUCAGACCACAGGUCCAAAAUGUGAUCAGCAGCCAUCGGACGCGAUGCCCUCAAAUGAUACCCAGUCUACAGAGCCACAACAAUCCCUUCAACAAACACGCCGACUCCCUCUCAGCGACAUUGUAAAUUUAAUCGACACUCCAAGCCCAAAGCAAACGCCCAAGACCAAUACACGGACAAUUCCAGAAGACCCCCAAACCCGCAAGUUGUUUAUCCAGGAGAAAGCAAAUCUACUGCGCAGCCGGAUACGGAGCGCAAUGCGCCACGUCCGAGACCACCAGUUCGAUCGCAGAUUAUCAGAGCUGGAAGCUCACAGCCGCAAAUACCCCCGACUAUCACUGCCCGCCUUGAGUCACCAGCACACCGAUCCAGAGCGUGCAUCCCGGCGCGACACAACGACAAAAGCAUCAGCAGUAUUAGCAGCAGCAGCACUCGCCUCAACAUCACCGUCCAAGAAAACACCACCUAGUCUUGAACCCGCCCUAGACGUCGACCUCCAACCCACCCCGAAGAACUCAUCCGACGCACCCGCUGGCCUCUCCUCCCCGCCUCUAUCGGCCGGCACAACCGCCAACCAGGAGGAUGCGGAUUCACUGAGGACGCCAACCCAGAAGAGCUUCCACCGCCGGACCAAUACGCUGGAGUCGCCUACAGCCAUGCAGCUGAGUAGUCCCCCGGCCACGGUAUCACGGAACGCAGGCAAGAGGACCAUUGACAUGACAGAGGAGGAUCACGAGGACGACAAAACAGAGAAAAUUACCACGCCGGCACACAAGGGUGAUGCGGUCGAUGGGCUUCUUCAGCUGAUGAAUACGUCCGAUAAACGACGCCAGUCGGUCUCGGAUACCCAAAGCGGAUGA